CCAGACCACCACUGCCGACUGCUGUCGAUCGAUCGAUCUCUCUCUGUUCUUGUUCCAGCCACGAUCCGUGAUCCGUGAACGUUCCACCCACUCAAACACCCUCAACCACACACAGAACCGCAAGCAUGUCGAAGAAGGCUGGCGACGUGUCCAUCUUUCGGGUCCCUCCCUUCCACUACCUCCAUGUCCUGGAUCAGACCAGCAACGUCACGCGGGUUGUGACUGGCCCAGUGACGUUUAUCCGCCAGGAGAAUGAGGUGGUGCUGCUUGGGCCGGAGAAGAUGAUCACCAUCCCUCCGCGCCACUACUGCAUUGUGAAGAACCCCGUGCUGCGCGACGACGACACGGGCGAGAUUGUGGUGGACGAGCUCUCCAAGCAGGUCAAGCUGCGUCACUCCGAGCUGGAGGUGCGCCGCACCACGGAGCCCUUCCCGCUGUACCCUGGCGAGGAGCUGCACAUGCCCGUCACCCCGCUCACCGUCGUGCCCGCAGACAGUGCGCUGCACAUCCAGGCCAUCCUCGACUUUUCCGACGACGACGGCAACCGCCGCAUCGCCGGCGACGAGUGGCUCUUUGAGGGGCCCGGCACCUACAUCCCGCGCGUGGAGGAGAAGGUGGUCAAGCUGGUGCACGCCGUCGUGGUGCUGCCCAACCAGGCCCUGCGCCUGUGCGCCCUCAAGGAGACGCGCGACCGCGACGGGAACAUGCGCGUGACCGGCGAGGAGUGGAUGGUGGACCGCGUCGGCGCCUACCUCCCCGGCGUCUACGAGAAGGUCGUGGACACGGUCAACAGCUUUGUGCUCACGGACAAGAACGCGCUGCACCUGCGCGCCACCCGCUCCUUCAAGGACCGCUUUGGCAAGGAGCGCAAGACGGGCGAGGAGUGGCUCAUCACCCUCACAGAGGCCGAGUGCUACAUCCCGGGCGUGUACGAGGAGGUGGUGGCGGACGUGGACAUCACCACCCUCUCCAACCGCCAGUACGCCGUCAUCCUCAACCCGGUCGACGCCCACGGCCGCCAGCAGCUGGGCUCCAAGAAGCUGGUCAAGGGGCCCAACUCGUUCUUCCUGCAGCCGGGCGAGAUGCUCGAGGCCGGCGUGCAGGACGUGUACAUCCUGGGCGAGGACGAGGGCCUCAUCCUCCGCUCCACAGAGACCUUCACGGACACGUACGAGGGCAAGGAGGUGCAGCGGCUGCCUGGCGACCGCUGGAUGAUCCGCGGCCCCGCAGAGUACGUCCCGCCUGUGCAGGUGGAGGUGGUGCAGAAGCGCGAGGCCAUCCCGCUCGACGACAACGAGGGCAUCUACGUGCGCGACACCAAGACGGGUAAGGUGCGCGCCGUCAUUGGGCAGACGUACAUGCUGACGCAGGACGAGGAGCUCUACCACAAGGAGCUGCCCCAGAACGUGGAGGAGCUGCUUGCCAGCCAGCGCGACCCGCUCGCCGACCGCAGCUCCCGCAAGGCCGGGGGCGCCCCCGCGGGCCCACGCGACAAGACGCGCGUCAUCUCCUUCCGCGUGCCGCACAACGCCGCCGUGCAGGUGUACGACUACAAGGAGAAGCAGGCGCGCGUGUCCUUUGGCCCAGACCUGGUCAUGCUGGGGCCCGACGAGCAGUUUACCGUCAUCAGCCUCUCUGGCGGCAAGCCCAAGCGGCCAAACCAGAUUCGCUCGCUCUGCCUCCUGCUGGGCCCAGACUUUUGCACGGACAUUGUGCAGAUUGAGACGGCCGACCACGCGCGCCUGCACCUGCAGGUGUCGUACAACUGGGAGUUUGAGGUGGACAAGACCAGCGCCGAGGACGCCGCGCGCCUGUUUGCCGUGCCGGACUUUGUCGGCGACAUGUGCAAGGCCGUGGCCUCGCGCAUCCGCGGCGCCGUGGCCCAGGUGCAGUUUGACGACUUCCACAAGAACUCGGCCCGCAUCAUCCGCGCGUCGGUGUUUGGCACAGACGACCAGAAGCGCGUGCGGCAGCGGUUUGUGUUUCCGGCCAACGGCCUGAGCAUCACCAACAUCGACAUUCAGUCGGCAGAGCCCGUGGACCAGCGCACGCGUGACGCGCUGCAGAAGUCUGUGCAGCUUGCGAUUGAGAUUACAACGGCGUCACAGGAGGCCACUGCCCGGCACGAGGCCGAGCGGCGCGAGCAGGCGGCCAAGGGCGCGCUGGAGCGGCAGAAGAUUGAGGACGAGGCCGCCGCAGAGGAGGCGAAGAAGUCGCUGCUGGAGCUGCAGGCGCAGAGCGCAGCUGUGGAGAGCACCGGUCAGGCCAAGGCCGAGGCGCAGUCGCGUGCAGAGGCCGCGCGCAUCGAGGGCGAGGCAGCCGUGGACCAGGCCCGGCUCAAGUCUGAGGCAAUGAACAUUGAGAGCGAGGGCGAUUUGGACCGCCUGCAGAAGGCGCGCGAGGCGGAGCUCGACUUUAUCCGCAAGCAGAACGACCUGGAGCUGGAGAAGCAGCAGCGCAUGAACGAGCUGGAGAUUGAGAAGUUCCAGAAGAUGGUGUCGGCCAUCACCCCGCAGGCGCUGUGCGAAAUGGCACGUGCUGGGCCCGAGAUGCAGGCCAAGCUGCUGGGCGGCCUGGGCAUCUCCUCCACGCUCAUCACAGAUGGCUCCUCCCCGAUCAACCUCUUCAACGCCGCAUCUGGUCUCAUUGGCAUUGACCAGGGCAAGCAGCAGCAGCAGCGCAAGUGAGGCGGUGUGGUGUGUUUGUGAUUGUGUAUGUGUGUGUGUUGCGUGUGUUGCCUUUUGUGUUUUGUGUGCAUAGUCCAUGUGUCCGUACUCUUGUGUCCAACCGCACUCUUGUUUUCUUUUGUCUCUUCUGCUUGCUUUCCUUUUUUGUGUGAUGUUCCGAACAAGCGCGUGCGUUCACAAGCGCUCAAUGACCAAAACCUUACGCCUCUCUCCAAAGGAGCAAUAAACAUGUAUGCUGCUCAUGCCAUCAUCGACGAUAUCAACACGAAAAAAACUAGCAACUCGCAAAC
Molecule: messenger RNA, 2977 nt
Organism: Salpingoeca rosetta
Lineage: Eukaryota; Choanoflagellata; Craspedida; Salpingoecidae
Product: major vault protein
Exons: 2
Coding region: 126-2687 (853 amino acids)
Cellular component (GO): cytoplasm; nucleus
Source: RefSeq, a predicted model, not a curated record